Messenger RNA from Helicoverpa zea (corn earworm), 6388 nucleotides. It is a transcript of the gene Impbeta11, whose product is annotated as importin-11. The record is from RefSeq and is a predicted model, not a curated record. Bases 244 to 3285 code for a protein of 1013 amino acids. NCBI's taxonomy places the organism in Eukaryota, Metazoa, Arthropoda, Insecta, Lepidoptera, Noctuidae. Gene Ontology annotation, cellular component: nuclear envelope; cytosol. Gene Ontology annotation, biological process: protein import into nucleus. Gene Ontology annotation, molecular function: small GTPase binding. The transcript is spliced from 17 exons.
UUUUGCAGUAUUGAAAAUCGGAAUUUCGUUCGUGGUGAUUUUUCCGAUCGGUACUUCGGCAUGAUUGGCAUAAUAAAACUGUUCGAUCGUUUUGUUUAGUUGUGCAUUGUAUGUAUUCUUAAAUAAAUAUUUAGAAUAAGUGCCGUUUUCUGUCGUUUACUUCGAUAUGUGCGUAGUAUGUACAUUGUGAGAGGUUAUGUUAUGCCCUUUACCUUUUCAGGGUGAAAAGUAAUUACCAGAGCCAUGGACCCGAACAUUUAUGCUCUGGUCCUUGACACCCUGAACCGUGCCACCAGCCAGGACCCGGAAGUGUUGAAGCCAGCUGAAAAGAAAUUACAAGAAUGGGAGCUGGAACCUGGCUUCUAUUCUGUUCUCUUGAAUGUCCUCUCAAACCACUCCAUAGACGGGAAUGUAAGAUGGUUGGCAGUAAUGUGUUUCAAGAAUGGUGUGGACCGUUACUGGAGGAAGAAUGCUCCCAAUGCCAUCAGUGAUGAAGAGAGGAUAAAGCUGAGGCAGGGUCUCCUCAGCACAAGCAUUUUGAGUGAGCCAGUUGCUCAGAUUGCUACUCAGCUAGCUGUAUUGAUUUCCAAAAUUGCCAGGUUUGACUGCCCAGCCAACUGGCCAGACUUAGUGCCAGAGUUGAUGGGUGCACUGAAAGCGCCACAGCCUCUGGUUCAACACAGGUCACUCCUAAUCUUCCAUCAUGUUGUCAAAGCAUUGGCUUCCAAAAGGCUUGUGGGGGAUCGACGAACAUUCCAGGAGCUAACAAACACAGUAUACUCGUUCAUCCUUGCGCUCUGGCACGAGAACACAGAGGUAUUCCUCCGACACAUUCAAGAAGGGGCAGCUACAGAACUCAUAACAGAACAUCUAGAGAAAGCACUUCUAUGUCUCAGGAUAUUGAGGAAAUUGACAGUGUUUGGCUUUAAGAAGGCACAUGAGAGCCAGGAUGCUAUGGCCUUCUUGAACGUCGUGUUUGACCGCGCUAAGACCAGUUUGGAAUGCAGAAAACUCCUAAAAGGCAGAGGCAUUUACCCACUGGAGCUUUGCGAAAAGUUCAUAAUACAUUUGACUAAAGUGGCUCUUGGAGUACUAUGUGCCCAACCAUUCUCCUAUAUGCCUCUUAUCAGGCCUUCAUUGGAGUUCGCUCUAUACUACUGCUUUACCGAGCAAGGCAUGGCUCUGAUAUAUGAACGGUUCACGAUACAGUGCCUCAAUAUUGUAAAGGGAAUCCUGCAGUGUGUGGAGUAUAAGCCGCCGAAAGGAGAUCAGGGGAAGGAGCCAUUGACUCUCCAAGCCCACCAAGUAAAGAUGGAGGUCUUAGAUGCCAACACGCUCUGUCACAUGUGUCGCCAUCUCGUGUCUCACUAUUUCUUGCUGAGCGCUGAUGAUCUCGCGCUGUGGGAUGCGGAGCCCGAGAGCUUUGCCACGGACGAAGCCGGGGAAUCUUGGAAGUAUAGCUUGAGGCCUUGCACAGAAGCGUUGUUCAUGGAGCUGUUCCAGUUCCGGAACGUAUUAGCUCCGGAGCUGGUCCGACUGUUAGCAACACUACAGACACAACAGAUAUCGCCUGACGACUUGCCCGGGAUACUGAAGAAGGAUGCCAUUUAUAACGCCGUUGGAUUAGCUGCUUUUGAUUUGUAUGAUGAUGUUGACUUCGACGAAUGGUUCACGAAUGUCCUCAGUCAAGAACUUAAGAUCAAAGAUAAUAACUACAGAAUAAUACGAAGAAGAGUCUGUCAGCUUAUUGGUCAAUGGUGUGGUGUUCGCGCCUCUCAAUCAUUAAGGCCAGCAAUGUAUGCGGCCUUACUAGAACCUCUGAGUCGGGUAGAUGAAGAUGCUGCCGUCAAACUGGCGGCGGCUGAAGCCUUGAGGAGUACUAUAGACGAUUUCAACUUUGACGUAGAACAGUUCGCGCCGUACGCCCCGCAUGCAAUCGCUGCGCUUUAUGAACUCCUGGUGGAAUCGGAAGAGUGCGACACGAAAAUGCACGUUCUUCACGUAGUGUCGUACGUGAUGGAGCGAUGCGGGUCCCGCGUGGCCCGGGGCGGCGGCGCCGGAGCCCUGUUCGCGUACCUGCCGCAGCUGUGGGCGCACGCCGCCGCCGCCGCGCACAACAUGCUGCGCGCCGCCGCGCUCGCCGCGCUCGUGCACCUGCUCAAGGCGCUAGGCGAAUGUCCUCCAAACAUCCGACCCUGGAUCCUCAGCGUGGUGAACGAGUCCACGAAACUAACGGAGCCAGCACAUGUCUAUCUACUUGAAGACGCGCUGGAACUCUGGUUGGCUGUUCUAGAAACUUCGCAGGCUGCUGAUCCCGCGACUUUGCAGUUGGCUGAAAAUCUACACCCAAUAUUAGAACAAUCAUCGGAACACCUCCGGAUAGUGGUAUACAUAAUGCAAGCCUACACACUCCUCUGCCCCGAGGAGUUCCUCUCAGGGCCGGGAGGGAAGUGCAUGUUCCUCCUCGAAGACAUGCUGAGUGACAUGAGGACUGAGGGAGUCAUUACGGUACUCAAAAUGGCGGAAAUCUGCAUCAGUGUCACGUUCCCCGAGCGGAAUGCCUUCUUGGGGGUGAAAGUCAUCUGGCCUAUACUUAUUAGGGUUAUACACUGUCUCCUAGAAGGCGACGACCUCCCAAUGGUACUCUCCGUACAACUAUGCCUCGUCUCCCGCGUCAUCCUGCUAUCAACGGACCUCUUCUACAAAGUGGUACAAGAGGCAGCUGAAUGUGUGUCUGAGUAUGACUUCGAUUCCGCUAAGUUGCUGAACAGGUUGCUACAUGUUUGGACUGAGAAGAUGAACUUGGUGACACAGGUUGAGAGGUGGAAGGUUGUUGGUCUUGGUCUAGCAGCCCUGCUUACGACACAGAAUGCCACAGUUCUGCAGCGGUUCCCGGCGAUACUGCUCAACUUGACCGAAGUUCUCAAUGACGUCAUGAAAGUAGAGGACAACGGCGCCUAUAUAGACUCUCUUUACCACAGUGCUCUACUAGCGCCUCCGGGGUCUCGGCCGGCGUCGCCGCUGGAAGGGCGGGGCGGCGCGGCGCGCUGGGGCGAGGCGGGCGGCGCGGGCGGGGGCGGCGCGGGGGGGGCGGACACUCCUCACGAGCUGCGCAGGCGUUCCCUCGUGGCCACGCACCCCGCGCACACCAUCGACCUGCGCGCUGUCACACACCACCAGUUGGAGACAUUGAAGAACCAGGUGGGCGCCGAGACCUUCGACCGUCUAGUGCAAUCGACUGACCUCGAGACCUUGAAACAGAUAAGAGAAUACAUACCGCUCUGAAUAUUAACAUAGACUAUAUUAAUAUUGUACGGCUGUUGGUGUUAGAAUAGAACCUUUUGGAAUACUGUUAAGUUAAAGCUUGUUACUUUCGUACAUCAUUUUCGUUCUGUUUAGAUAAAAGUACAUAACUUCUUUUUCCGAGCAAAUUCGGAACAGCGAAACGACACGAGGUUAAAAUUCAUCACAUUCUGGGGCUUACCAAAAACAUGGUCAAGUCGAUAAACAAUGAUUUUCUAACAUUAUACAAAUAUUAACAUAGGAGAGGACUCUUGUAUUAGUUUCGCUUGUAACAAUGUAUGUAAGAAAAUCUUGGAAUCUUAAUUUGACCCACGUCCCGGUCUUCGAUUAGGAUGAAAUUAGUCACACGCUGAAUUCUCUGAUGACAAUACCUGACAAGCUAAGAAACGUCAUUACAAAUCGAAUAUUGCUGCUUCCCCAAAAUAAAAUUUCUAAAUUAGCAAUAUUCUAAUGAUCUCAUUCUAACACCAUCAGACUUAAUUUAUAAUAAUUAUUAUUGUAACUAUGCUUUUCUAUCCCAUCGUCGUGUAAGCAUGGACUCGACAGAGUUGCUGUUUAUAUUUGUACAUUUUGUAACACUUAUUUAAAAGUAUUUAAAGUUCAAUAUCGCUUGUACUUCGAAACGAAUACACGUUCUUUACAUUUUCGACUGUAGACUUUGAACAUCAGUCUUCCAAUACAUUGAACCUCGAUUUUUGGAUUCUUUUAAUUCAUUUGUUACAUAAUAUGUAUUUGGUAAUUGGCUGACAAAUAAAACAAUUGCUAUGACUAUAUUUGACAACAAUUUCAAUACGAUUUUAAACUAUGCCAAGCAAUAAUAAUUGCUUAGUCCAAUUGUGUUGCAUUUUAUGUUAAUAAUUUCAUGUUUUAUUAUAAAACCGCUAACAACAGUAUGUCUUUUAUUUUGUUCAUUUAUUUCUACAUAGAAACUGGCCUUAUCAUAAUACAUGUUUGAUGAUAAAUCUGUGUAUAUGUGAUAUUAUUACAAUUUCCUAUACUGUAGCUUUAAAUAUUGAACAUGUCUGUUAAACAUAGUUGUGUUACGACCGCAUACAGGAACACCACUUAAUUUUACGUAAAUUGUAGCCAGAGAAGAAUACAGUUUAAAGACUUGAAAUUAAAAAAAUAUCGAAAGAAAAUAGUUUACUGUAUUGACCGAUUCUUUAAAGAAGAUUAUUCGAAAAACAAUGCAAUUACGAUUUAUCGAUUGAGCAUCGAUUUCUGCCAAUCGACAAUGCCAACUUGGCUGUAUUGUGUGAAUGAAUAAAAAGUAAAAAAUUGUGUGAGUGUUCAAUAGCAUUUAAAAGUAUCGAUAGAUAUUGAAAAAAUAACUGUUAAUAAUGGCCUUUAAAUUAUAAUAAUAAAAAGUAAACAGAAAUAAAUAUAACGAGAACUUAUGAUAGAAAUGUUUAAUCUAUAGUUACAUAAAACAGUCAAUAUUGAUUUGCUAAGCUUAAGGAAGUGUGUAUACGAAAGUGUUAUUAAAUAAUAGGAACAGGAUCCGUAUUAUUAAUUUGACUACAGAUUUUUUUUUUUUUACUAAAUAUGUAUGUUUUCAAGAAUUUUGUUCAGUGUUUCCAUUGUUUAAGCUUAUUUUGCUCUAUCGGAGUAGUAAAAUUAAAGUGGCUAAAACAUGGUAUGAUAUGUAUUGGGAUUUGACGUGCAUCAACUUCGUUUUAUGAGAGUCUAAGGGUAAGUUGCAACAUUUAACUAUAACGGUAACCAAAUCCUAACCAGCCGUAUACUUGCUACCAAUUGUUCAAAUCGACGAUUUGACAGCUGAAAAUGGUUCAGUUAUGGUUAGGUAUAGCUAAAUGAUGCACCUCACCGUUACUCUAUAAAUACAGAUAUAUUUUAUGGUAUCACCCAAUAUUGUUGUGUUGUAUUUAUCCUUAAUUUUCUCAAUACUGACUCAGAUAGGAACUAAAUAUCCUGUUAGUUUAAUAUUUUUAUUAAAAUAUUACGGAUCCACAAGGCAUGGUUACAUGAUUUGUAAACUAAGAAGCAUAAAAGUAUGUUUGCUUCGUUACAAUGUACUAUUAAAUUAUAAUCUCUUACAUUUCAUGUAACCCUACUUUAAUUAUUGUAAAGUAUGUAUGUACUAUGUACGGAUAAAACUCGAUUCCACAUGUGUGAUUGUAAAAUAUAUAUAAAAAUAAAUACUGAUGCAUAUUUUUUUAACGCUCGUAUGUAAUCUUAGCUUGUACGAUGUACGGGAAUAACCUGUAUGGUUUUUAUUGCACAUAAAUAUACAUUAACUUGUGUAUUAGUUGUUAUUUGACAUGGUUUUUCUAUGGGGGCAAUUUCAAUCUUAUAGCUAUCGAUAUCUUGAGAAUAUACAAUUUCAUAGUCAACAUUGCAAGAUCUUUGGUCCAGAGAAAUUCCGAAUGUUUUGAGGUAAUUUUCUUGCCAUACAAAAACCAUGUUAAAUAUUCUUCUUCAUAGUAAAACUUCCUUCGCUCGCUCUAUAGUAAACUAAUGAUCUAAAUAAUUUGUUUAGAGAAAGAAUAUAAAACGUAGAUAGUGCGGUGAAGCUAUCUGUCCUAAUACAAACUAGAUUCGCUCUUAUUGUAACUAUUAUAGAGUUUAUAAUUACGGAGCGAUAAUGUUGGCCUGAAUAUCUGUGACGAAACAUUUUGUUAGUAAGUAUAUGAAAUUUAAACUUCUAUUGAGAUCUGUGUUCCUGGUAUGUGCUUGCAAUUUAACAGUUCAUGGAUUGGUAAUAUAUUGCAUUUUUACAUGUAUUUUCGCAAUUAAUAAACCGAAGCUAUUUAAGAAGGCAAUAGCAGAUUUUGUGUUUAUUUUAGUUUUUAUAAUAAGUGCUGCUUUUUGUUUCAUAUGGGCGAUAAGAUCUCUUGAGCAAUUCAUUUAUCGUCCUAUUUGCACCGUACUACAAAGGAACACAGAAUAGUUAAACUAAAUCAAAAUUCAAAAUUUCACUGUUUUUAGCGUAGCCCUCCCUGCCAGGUCGUCUAGACGAGUAAGUACUAAUCUAGAUUCAGUCUAGUGUUGACGACGCAAUGACUAUCCCUAUUGUUAGAUCUAAUGCAAAUUAUAGACGAAAUAAAUUGUUUUACAAUGCCAA